Molecule: messenger RNA, 1620 nt
Organism: Cryphonectria parasitica EP155
Lineage: Eukaryota; Fungi; Ascomycota; Sordariomycetes; Diaporthales; Cryphonectriaceae
Exons: 6
Coding region: 1-1620 (539 amino acids)
Biological process (GO): retrograde transport, endosome to Golgi
Cellular component (GO): membrane; Golgi apparatus
Source: RefSeq, a predicted model, not a curated record
AUGGGGGCUUGGUCUUCGCUGCUAGCCUUGCUAGCCCUGUCAAUAUGGACAGUACAGGCCAUGGAGGUUAAGAUGGACCAGGUCGACGAGAACAGACAGAGAUGCGCUGGCAUGUACUCACAACAAGCCUGGGGCGGCCCAGUCGACCCCUUUAUCCUCCUCAAAUUCAUGCCCUACGAAGGGGACCAAGAUCCGGUCGUCAGCCUCGUCAUCUUCGAAUGGAAAGACGAGGACCUCAUUGGCGUAUACCCGACCGCGGAGUCAACACAGAAAGCUGGCAUCUGCGAGAAGCAAUAUGUCGAGGCCGGCUUUUGCGACGAGCAAGAUAUCGGAGAGUUCAUACUAUCACCGAAUGCGACCGAGCAAUCUACGAACCUGAUUCUCACCGAAGCAAUCCACCUGAAGAGCUCCCAGCCUAUCAAGUAUGAUAUAACAAAGACCGGCUACUACUGUGUCUUGACCGACAAGUUCACUGCCAGCGAAUACGAGGCCGUCGUCGAAUUUAGGAAUGCUUACGGCGAGCUUCCCGCGACACAAAUCCCAAAGCUGCCCUUCUAUGGAGGAAUAACCCUCCUCUAUUUCUUCGUGGUAGCCUAUUGGGGUUUCCUAUACUAUCAGCAUCACGCCGACAUCUUGCCGGUUCAGAACUAUAUAACAGCCAUUCUGAUCUUCUUGGUAGUCGAGAUGCUGAUGACUUGGGGAUUCUAUGAUUACAUGAACCGCCACGGCUCGAACGUGGGAUCAAAAGUCUUACUGGUCAUAGUUGGAGUCUUAAAUGCGGCCAGGAACUCAUUCUCGUUCUUCCUGCUACUCAUUGUGUGCAUGGGCUAUGGAGUUGUCAAACCGACGCUCGGCCGAACCAUGAUCUGGGUGCGAUGGUUGGCGAUAGCGCAUUUCAUUUUUGGUCUGGUGUAUGCUAUUACCAGUCUUGUCAUCACGCCGGACAGCGCAGGACCUUUCGUCCUCCUAAUCGUUCUUCCACUGGCAGCUACACUCACAGCCUUCUACGUGUGGACGCUCAAUUCGCUCAACUUCACACUGAAGGAUCUUCGGGAGCGAAAGCAGCACGCCAAGGAGAGCAUGUACAAGAAGCUGUGGUGGGCCAUCCUCAUUAGCAUUCUCGUUAUCUUCGCCUUCUUCUUUUUCAACAGCUUCUCGUUCGCCUCAGCCAGCGACCCAGACUAUGUACCCUUUCACUGGAAGUCACGCUGGUUUAUUCUCGACGGCUGGCUUAACUUGGUCUAUUUCGCCGACGUAGCCUGGAUCGCGUACAUCUGGCGGCCGACUGCUAACAACAGACGCUUCGCCAUGUCAGAUGAGCUUGCUCAGGAUGACGAUGGUACCUUCGAGAUCAACAACAUGGACAUUGGUGCGCCAGAUGAUUCGGAUGAUGAGGAGGCGAAUGUGGGCGCGAAGCCCUCGAUCAACACCACACGGGACGGUCAGACCUCUGGUGUGGAGGGUUACCAGGCGCCUUCCGGGGCGAAUGGUAGUAGCCAAAGAUCUAGACCCUCGUUGGACGGCGAGACUAUCUUUGCCAUAGGCGACGACGACAAAUUUUCGGAUGAUGAGGAGGGGUCCGACGAGGAUGCCGGAUUGGUGAAGGGCCAAGGGAAGUGA